AAUCUAUUAAUCAAUCAAUCAACGAUGAUGAUCAAAAUCAUAAUUGCAAUUACUCUGUUGGUGGCUCUCUCCAAUGCUGCCGGACCUGUUGUACCAUUUGCCUAUCCACUCUACAAACAGUGUGACCCAAGGUGGGGCAAUGAUAUCAUUGAGACCACAACUGUAUGUGAUGUAGGUUGUUUGAUGAGUUCAAUCUCGAUGGCCAUUGCUGGUCAUGGUAUUGAGAUCGAUGGACAGUCAUCAAACCCUGGCACCUUGAACUCUUGGCUCAAGUCAAAUGGUGGCUACACCUCUGGUAACGAUUUGAUCGAGAGUGUUGUGCCAGGCAUCUCAUCGGACAUCAAGUGGGACGGCCCCCUGCUCAAUGGCACGGCACUCUCUAUGGAUGACAUCAAGAACCUGCUCAACAAGAAGGACAUGAUCGUCAUACUCAACGUUGACAAUGGUGGACACUUUGUCCUGGCCACUGGCUACGACAGUGGUGACACCAAGAUCUACGUCAACGACCCAGGUUUCUCCAGACUCUACUAUGAGUACAACACUGUUGUCGGUUACAGAUUGUUCCAAAUG
Messenger RNA from Acytostelium subglobosum LB1, 570 nucleotides. RefSeq lists its product as hypothetical. The record is from RefSeq and is a predicted model, not a curated record. The annotation marks the transcript as partial. NCBI's taxonomy places the organism in Eukaryota, Evosea, Eumycetozoa, Acytosteliales, Acytosteliaceae. The transcript has 2 exons.